Messenger RNA from Nycticebus coucang (slow loris), 631 nucleotides. Its product is annotated as ankyrin repeat domain-containing protein 26-like. The transcript has 4 exons. Bases 7 to 339 code for a protein of 110 amino acids. Lineage: Eukaryota; Metazoa; Chordata; Mammalia; Primates; Lorisidae. The record is from RefSeq and is a predicted model, not a curated record.
UCAAAAAUGAAAGUAAACUUUGGAAAGGCACUGGACUGCAUUGAGAAGUACGUGUCAUCUGCAAGUUCAACUGGAGCAUCAUCUCAAGGAAAAUUAGAGCAUAUUGUUUCAGCAGGAGCUCAGAUGAAAUCCUGUAUUGCAUAUCUGGAAUCUGAAAUCUCUGUAACAGAAACUUCUCAAGAAGAAAUCAAUGAAACCACAUUUCGGAAAUACAAGCAACUCUAUCUAAAAGAAUUGAAAAUUAGAAAAUUGUCAUACAAAAAACUAAGAGAAAUUCAUCAGAAUCUAACAGAAGACACUGCUGAUUUGCUUGAUGAAAAAAAGAGUAACAGAUCUUGAUGUAUCACUCUUGCCAUAAGAUGGAGAAAUGCAGCAGCCAGCACAUAUGGAAAUGAUGGCCAGGCUCAGAAAAUUCAGGAAUGAGGAACAAUCUCACUCCACAAUGUCAGUCAUCCUGACUACCAGAGGUGAUAUUCAGGGGUGAGGGGAAUUGAGAACAGAAAAAAGGGAGAACAAAUUGCAUAUGAGUAUGACCUUGAGAUGACCUUCAGUAGAAGAAGUUGCACAUUGACCCCACUGAUACUUCUCUAGAAAGAAAUUCACCCCAUUGACCUCUCUCCCCUAAAGAAAG